Messenger RNA from Spirodela intermedia, 960 nucleotides. NCBI's taxonomy places the organism in Eukaryota, Viridiplantae, Streptophyta, Magnoliopsida, Alismatales, Araceae. The record is from the annotation of a GenBank genome assembly.
AUGACCGGCUUCGGUUCACCCUGUGGAGCCUGCAAGUUCCUGAGGAGGAAGUGCGUCAGAGGGUGCGUCUUUGCGCCAUACUUCUGUCACGAGCAGGGAGCCACACACUUUGCCGCCAUACACAAGGUCUUCGGUGCCAGCAACGUCUCGAAGCUCCUCAUGCAUCUCCCGCUCCCCGACCGCUGCGAGGCCGCCGUCACCAUCUCCUAUGAGGCCCAGGCCAGGCUCCAAGACCCCGUAUACGGCUGCGUCUCUCACAUCUUUGCACUACAGCAGCAAGUCUGUGCUCUCCCGCUGGUUCUCCUGACAAAUUAUUGAUUCAUGCUUGAUAUUGUUGGGCGGGGAGUUGAACAAUCGUACAUUGAUCGAUUGGGGGAAAAAAAACCUGUGAUCAGCAUAUAUCAAUGCACUCUAGUUUUUAGUUAAACGAUCCGAUUCUUUGGCUUUAUAUCGUCGUCAAUUUGGUUUUAGUUAGUGAAUAUUCAGAAGUUGGGGAUUUCAAUUUCAUUAUUUCUCUAUCGGCAUUUACGUUUCUUGCCUUGGUCUGGCGUGUAGGUCGUCAAUCUUCAGGCUCAGCUGGCCUCCCUCAAGGCGCAAGCGGCACAAAGCUAUGCUACAGGCACUCAGGACGACUUCUGCAACUCUCUGCUGCCCUACCAGCAACAUGGCCAGAGUUGCUUACCCUCCGGCGACGACGUGAAGAUGAUGCGCACGUUACUCUCCAAUCAACAUUUGGAGAACAACAGUAACUUGCCGUUCUACGGCAGCGCCAUGGUGGAUUCCGACCGCGUAGAGUCUUCCAUGGAGUACGACCACUCGAGCGCCGCCGACGUGCACCUCCACUUCGGCGGAGAUGACGGAUCGGCCUGCGUCGACAUGCAGACAAAUGGUAGGAAAUCGGGGUAUCAAGAUAUGGACGACCUUCAAUCUGCUGCCCUUGCCUACCUCCGUCACUCGUAA